Messenger RNA from Manihot esculenta (cassava), 3481 nucleotides. Its product is annotated as 65-kDa microtubule-associated protein 4. The coding region runs from base 770 to 3343 and encodes 857 amino acids. The record is from RefSeq and is a predicted model, not a curated record. Gene Ontology annotation, biological process: microtubule cytoskeleton organization. Gene Ontology annotation, molecular function: microtubule binding. Lineage: Eukaryota; Viridiplantae; Streptophyta; Magnoliopsida; Malpighiales; Euphorbiaceae. The transcript has 14 exons. Gene Ontology annotation, cellular component: cytoplasm; spindle.
GUUUGUCAGCUCUUUGUUCAUCAGAAAUUAUGUUAGGCUGUAUAAGUGGGAUUUCAGAAGGUGGAUUUUUUCAAAUGCAGAUGAAUUGAAGGAUCAGAGUAGCAUCAAGUUGUGAAUGACAUUUUACUUCUGUUUGUUCAUACCAAUAAUUGACUUCCAUUGUUACUGGGUGGGAAGGAAACUAACCAAGCCAUUGCUUGUGUGGCCGGAGCAGUUACAUUUCAGCAGAAGGCAGCUUCUUUGACCUAUUGGGAUGUCCAGGACAGACUUGACAGAGAUUUUUAUUUCUAACUUUGCCAUUGAGAUCGUGCACAUAUCCAACAGUUCUGACAUAAAACCAUGAGAGCUUGGGAACUCUACCAGGCACAAGUCCUCUAAUGAAGGUUGCACACUUCAUGGACAGGAAUCAGAGGGAGCCAAUCAGGCAAGUGCUUGUUGCUAUCAACAAAGACUACUUGCUCUCCAUGGCAAUUUCUUCAACCAUGACCAGAUCAGGGCCUUACGCUCAGUUGAAAACAGAAGUGUUAUCAUUGUAGAAUUUGUAGAUUAUGGUGAUUGGUGUGCAUUGUGUCAGUUAAGAAUGCUGUGUUAUUUCUUGUUUGCCCUGAUUUCAUUCAUGCUCCAGUCCAACUUUUGUUUAUUUUGCCUCUUCUUUAUUUAUGAAGUUGGGUUUCUGUGAGUUUGUGGCUAUUUGGAUGUAUCAUAGGGGUGAUUUUGCACGAGUGCAAUUACCAAGCCAUUACUUUGUGAUCUGAUUUAUGAAUAAUUAAUGCAGGGAAUUCAUGGGAUACAUGUGAUGUGCCUGCUUAGCGGCUCUGUCUCACUCUCUUUCCCUCUCUCUCCCUCUCCUUCUCUUAACGGUUCGUCCCGCUCCUUCCAUUUCCCUCCUCAUUUCAUCAAAUUCAAGCGUUACUUUUCUGUCCCCCCUUUCUCUUUCUCUGGGGCUUUCCUUCGAACACCCACCUCGACACACAGUUCUAUAUAUACUCUCUAUUUCAAAACUCACUCCAUCAUCCAACACUUAACAAUCCUCCCUCCGGUGUCAGCGUUUACUGAUCCUUUCCCCGUCGCCAUGCAUAACAACCACAAUGAUCGCUUCGCCAGUAUUGAAACAACUUGUGGUUUGUUGCUAUUGGAAUUGCAGAAACUAUGGGAUGAAGUGGGAGAUAAUGACGUUCAAAGGGAUAAGGUAUUGUUUGAAAUUGAAGAAGAGUGCCUCGAGGUGUAUAGGAGAAAAGUUGAUGAAGCGGGAAAGUGUAGAUCUGAAUUGCUACGUGAAAUUGCUUCGCUUGAAGCGGAGAUUGAGGAUAUAUGUUCUGUAUUGAGUGAGCAACCUGUAAAAGAUGAGCAGAAAGCCGGUGAAAGUUUAAGAGAAAAACUUCAAAUAAUUGUUCCACAGUUGGAGGAAAUGCGGAAGAGAAAAGCAGAGAGGGAGAAGCAAUUCGCUGAAGUUUUAGACGAACUAAAGAACAUUUCGAUAGAGAUAUUCGGUUCUGCUACAGAAAUUAAUAUGUGCGGGAAGCUUGUGGACAGUGACAACUUAUCUAUGAGAAGAUUAGAACAGUUAAGGAAUCAGUUGUGUGAGCUUCAGAAUGAGAAGAGCAAUCGUUUGAAGCAAGUAGAGUGUCAUUUGGACACUCUGAGCUCCCUGUGUGAGGUUCUUGGUAUGGAUUUCAAAAACACAAUUCACGAGAUCCAUCCAACUCUGGAUGAUUCUAAACGAGCAAAAGACGUAACCAGUUAUACAAUUGAGAGGUUGACUACUGUAAUACAAAGUGUUCGAGAUGUCAAGAUACAGAGAAUGCAGAGGCUUCAAGGUCUUGGAACCGUCCUUCUGGAGCUUUGGGAUUUGAUGGGCACUCCUAUUGAGGAGCAACAGAUGUUUCAGAAUGUUACCAGUGUUAUUGCUGCUUCAGAACACCAAAUUACUGAGUGUAAUAUGCUUUCCAUGGAUUUCAUUAACCAAGUUGAGGACGAAGUCUCAAGGCUCAAGCAGCUCAAAUCAACUAAACUGAAAGAGAUUAUUCUGAAGAAGAGGUUGGAACUAGAAGAGAUAUGCAGGAAUUCACACAUUGUGACAGAAUUACUUACUGCAGCAACAUAUUCGAUUGAAGCUGAACCAUCUGGAGUGGAUCCUGUGCAUUUACUAGAAGAGAUUGAGUUUGAAAUUGCUAAGGUUAAAGAGGAAGCUUUUAGGAGGAAGGAAAUACUUGACAAAGUGGAGAAAUGGUUUGGUGCAUGUGAAGAAGAGUGCUGGCUUGAGGAGUAUAACUGGGAUGAAACUCGUUAUAAUGCCGGACGAGGUGCACAUCUUACUUUGAAACGUGCAGAGAAAGCUCGUGCAGUUGUUAACAAAAUCCCUGCAAUGGUGGAGACAUUGACUUCAAAAACAAAAGCUUGGGAGAAAGAACAAGGAGUUCCAUUCUUAUAUGAUGGUGAACGGCUUCUUUCUAGACUGGAACAGUACAACAACCUAAGGAAAGCGAAGGAACAAGAAAAGAUAAGACAAAGAGACCAGAAGAAACUUCAGGUCCAGCUGAUAGCAGAGCAGGAAGCACUUUUUGGUGCAAAAUUCAGUCCAUCAAAGAGUGGAAAGAAGGCCUCUAGAACUUCAGUAGGAUUUGCAAGCAACCGGAAACUCUCUCUUGGCGGAGCGAUGCUUCAGAACUUAAAAGCUGAUAAAUCAUGUCCUCACAUGCAUAUAAAUAAGAAAGGCGAUGGUUUGAAUCAAAAUGUCUACUUGGGUUCCCAGCAGAAUGGUGGUUUUGCAACUCAGACCUAUGGUAUCUCGUUAUAUAAUCGGAGCUCUCGUUUUGAAACUCCCUUGAAGUCUCCCUUUGGUCCUUACCUGAUUUCGAAGACAUUAACAGAGAAGACAACUCUUGAAUUCGCAGAAGAACAUGGGUUAGAUCUUGUGACAGUAAUUCCUUCUUUUAUAGUUGGUCCCUUUAUUUGUCCUAAAUUCCCUGGUUCAGUACACACAGCAAUGUCUAUGAUACUGGGUGAGAGGGAGCAAUAUGCUGCUUUGCUCAAUGUAUCAAUGGUGCACACAGAUGAUGUGGCAAGAGCACACAUAUUUCUCUUUGAAUAUCCUGAUGCAAAAGGGAGAUUCAUUUGUUCUUCACACACCAUCACCAUUGAAGAGAUGUCUAAAUUUCUUUCUGCAAAGUAUUCAGAGUUCCCAAUACCAGAAGUGGAAUCCCUGAAGGAUAUUAAGGGCAUUAGAACCCCUGGAUUGUCUUCAAAGAAACUGUUGGACUCUGGUUUUGAAUUCAAGUAUGGGCUAGAUGAGAUGUUCGAUGGAGCAAUCAAAUGCUGCAAAGAGAAGGGCUACCUCCAGUAAUUAUCAGAAGAGAGAUGUAUCCUUCCUAACAAGUCUACCAGGAGCGACCAAUAAGCUCCGAAUCUUCCAUGCAGAUCUUAGCGAUCCGGAUAGUUUUGAUGUUGCUAUUGAAGGAUGUAUUGGAGUCUUUCAUGUUGC